Messenger RNA from Anoplopoma fimbria (sablefish), 2658 nucleotides. RefSeq names its product eukaryotic translation initiation factor 4E binding protein 2 (gene eif4ebp2). The record is from RefSeq and is a predicted model, not a curated record. Gene Ontology annotation, biological process: negative regulation of translational initiation. Gene Ontology annotation, cellular component: cytoplasm. Lineage: Eukaryota; Metazoa; Chordata; Actinopteri; Perciformes; Anoplopomatidae. Gene Ontology annotation, molecular function: eukaryotic initiation factor 4E binding. The transcript is spliced from 3 exons. The coding region runs from base 193 to 537 and encodes 114 amino acids.
UCGUGCUUCCUGCCUUUGCUGAAGGAGGGCUCGGUGCUGACGGCUGGGAGGACGAAAGGAGAGACCAGAAAGCUUUUAGGGAAGAGCAGAGAGUGGGACACGGGCCCCGGGUUUGCACCGUCCCUCGGGAUAAAAUAAACACCCCUAAAUUGUGUGCAGCUGCUGGAUUCGUCUCUGCAUCGGCGCUGAAACAUGUCGACCAGUCGUCAGCUGAGCGAGUGCAGGGCCAUCCCGACCAGGACGGUGUUGAUCAACGACACAACGCAGCUACCUCAUGACUACUGUACCACCCCUGGAGGCACUUUAUUUUCUACCACUCCCGGAGGAACCCGGAUCAUCUAUGACCGUAAGUUCCUACUGGACAGGCGUAACUCUCCGAUUGCCCAGACUCCCCCAGCUCACCUGCCUGUCAUCCCUGGAGUGACCAGCCAAAAUGUCCUGAGAGAGAACAAGAAGAAUGAAGCCAACAACCACAUCAACAAACAUGAUGGCAAGCCCACAAACGGUGACGAUGCUCAGUUUGAAAUGGACAUCUAACAGACUGGAACCACACCAGCAAAAGCAAAUGACCUGGCAUCACAUAUGUCAGUGGCUUGGCUUGUAGAAAACCAAUGUUGUGAGCCCUCAUGGCAGCCAUCUUCUUUAGCUCUCUGUCUCGCUGCUGGAUGUAAUGUGUGUAAACCAUGGGGAUUCUGUGUAUCAUACAUACAGGUACAGUGCAGCCAACUCUGGAAACUAUGUUUAUUUGUAUAGAUUUCCAUGGUUACCAGUCGCUGUACAAACUACACAAGGAGGGAGUGGGCCUGAAUAUCAUGUACCCAGACACUUAGUCCAAUUAGCAGAUCGCAGUGCUCAUCUUCCAGCUUUCUGUGAGUCAGGAUCUAGUCAGCACACUAUGAAACAAUACUCCCAAGUUAAUGAGGAGAGGAAGUGGUCAUUACAGUACUGGCCUUAGAAUAAGUCAAAAGCUUUGAUAUUCAUCACAGUCUUUGGUUUUGAAGACCCUUGCUAGCAUGUUAUUUCAAUUCUUAUGUCUUUUUGGUUUUUGGAACUACUUGAAAAGCUCCACAAUCUAUUACAGAUUGUUUGAUCGAUUUAGUUUCCUGUGAUAUUAUGCAAACGGUUGCUAUUGUUGUUUUUAAUUUGCAGUUAGGUGAAGAUACCAUUCCAAGACUUACAUUUCCAUUACAAACACAAGCCUGUGAGAGUUUCCAAAACUUUUUUAAAAAUGAAUUUAAGGCAGUAAUUUAUUUGUUUUGUAAUCAUCAAAUGAUUGAAUUUCCUUUAAUCACAUGAAGCUAUUUAUAAACCCUACAAUGUAAAACAAGCUUUUCAUUGAGAAUUAACUUUCAGAACAAUAUAACAAUAUCAAGCCAUUAAAUUCAUCACUAAUGGUGACCUUGCUAUACAUUUUAUUUACACAUUCUUCUCCUGUUUAGAAAAGUCAAAACACGUUUUCUCCUGAUUUGCUUAAACUUUUUUUGUUGGCAGGAGCUUGUGGUUCACAAUUUGAUCAUUCUAAGAAAAUGAGGUGUUACUCUCCAACAUCUGUCUGUGAUUUUUUUAAUACCUGAUAAACUUUUAAUGUGGAAAUGGUUAAUAUCACAAUGGCAAUUUUUAGAAAAACUUGAAAAAUUCCAGAUGUUUUAUAUGCAUUUUAUUUUUUUAUUCAGUUUCUCAGUACUGAGGGUAUUUGUUUGGGUAUCAGCCCUGUCUAGCCUUUUGACGAAGUGUCAAAGAACCAGAAAACAUUGUUUUCAUCAGGCUUAAUAAUCUACAGUACAGAUCGGUCGCCAGUGUCCUUAACCCAUCGGACAUUACCUUAUUCUCUCCAUGUGUCAUAUCUGUCCAUGCCUUAAUUUACACAAGAUGCAGUAACUAAAAUGAGGUUCCUAUUCAUCAAUUUGUACUUUCCAACAGAUGUUUAUUUUUUCACUGUAACAUUGAACAGGUAACAUUGUUCUUGGCAAUUUAGCAAAACAAAUAUGAUUUAUUUUUUAAAAUUAUUACUAUAAUUUUUCCUUCCCCAAGCAGCUGUGAAGUUGGGUGUGACGGCACACAUUUUCUUUUUGGGAUUCUGAAGUUCUGAAAGCGAUGGUUAAAAGAUUUACCAAAUGCUUAUUUAGUCCAAUUUCUUUUGUUUUUGUUUAUUUGUUUCUUUGUUUUACACCACAAUCAUAAUUAUGUCUGCUAACUGUAUUGUGAAGGGAAACUUCCUGGUGAUUUAUUUUCCAAGUAAAUAAAUCACCAGGAAGUUUCCCUUUUUACUCAAAAUUCAUUCACAACAUGUUUGUUUCUCUGUAUGAGUGGAACCGGUGAAUGGCUGAAAUGAUGUUUAUCAAAGAUUUUCUUUUUUUCUUUUGGGCUUUGUAAUUGAUUCUGGCCAUGUUUGGUGACAAAUACAUUCAGGGGUUGCUUGAACCCAAUUUGCAUAGCACAUUUUUGGAGGUAAAACUUUGAUUAACAACAUCAAAAUUCAGAUUGCAGUUUAUUUCAAAUCACUUUGGUUUGACAAUGAGGGCUUGACAUUGUGUGUUGAAGGAGAUUUGAAACAAAACUUACUGUAACUUUCUGCUCUUAUUUUAAGUAAUUUUAUUUUAAAUAAAAUUCCAAUGCCAGUGGACUCUGUUGCUGCAAGAUCAAUAAAGUUCCGUAACA